UUAUUUUAAUUUUUGAAAACCCCACCGCCACUUUCUCCAAAAUUUGGCGCCUGUUCUGCCUUCAUCUCGCUCUGUUCGUCUCCCUCUCGCACAGCCGCAGAGAUCACAACACCACCUGCAAAACGACGCCGUAACGAAGCCAAGAUGGUAUUCCUCCACCAGCAAAUCCCUUCCCGCAAACGGCCGCCCCCCUCUUCUUCCGCCCCAUCUUGCCCUCCCCCCAAAUCUUCUAAACCCACCGCCACUGCGAACUCAAGCAAUCCAACCCCAAACGACGCCGUCGAAACCCCAGACAUCGAUAAAAUGGUCUCUAUUUUAGCCGACGCUGGCUGCACCCUCCUCAACCACUCCGGCCCGCCGUGCCUCCCUUCGGACCUACACAAGCUCCGCCGCCACCUCCACCGCACCUUUUCCUCUUCCGAAAAUGCCUCUGUUCUUCUCUCCGAUUUCCUCGCCGGCCUCUCUUCCUACAUCAACACACCUAAAAACCUCCGCAGGAUUCUCACCGCCUCCACCAGAAGCGAGAGCGUACUCCGCCACUUGCUGUUGGUGCCCACUAUCCAGUUGCAAAUUCAGAACAUGCUUCUCGAGAAGCUUCCAGAAUAUUUCCACGCGUAUACGCAACAUUCCGGUCCGUCUCUGUCCCUCGAAGACGACGUCGCUAGGCUGAUCAUCAAUCACUUCCGGUGGCUGGAUUUUCUUGUUGAUCCGAAUGCAUUGGCCGAGAAAUUGAUGCAGGUUCUUUCGAUUUGCCCUCUGCAUUUGAAGAAAGAGAUAAUUGGAUCGUUGCCGGAGAUCAUCGGCGAUCAGAAUAACAAGACUGUGGUUGAAGCUCUCGAGAAAUUGCUUCAGGAGGACUCGGCUGUAGUUGUGCCGGUGCUCGAUUCCUUUUCGAACCUUAAUUUGGAUCCAAUGUUGCAGGAACAGGUAACCACCAUAGCAUUGUCAUGCAUCAGAACAAUCGAGGCAGAGCACAUGCCUCAUCUGCUUAGGUUUCUACUGCUUUCAGCAACACCAUCAAAUGUCCGGAGAAUAAUCUCACAGAUUCGACAGCAGUUAAAAUUUGUUGGGGUAUCAAAUUAUCGCACAUCACAACAAAAACUCAAGGGAAAGUCACAUGCCGACAACACCGAGGCUUCUAUUCUUGAUGCCUUGAGAUCAAGUCUUCGAUUUAAGAAUAUACUGUGUCAGGAGAUUUUGAAAGAAUUGAACAGCCUAGAGAAAGCUCAGGAUCACAAAGUCAUCGAUAUAUGGUUACUGAUGCUGAUAUACAUGAAUGGUGAAUCCCUGCAAAGGAGCGUCGAAAAGCUAUUCAAGAAGAAAAUUAUUGAGGAUUGCAUUCAGGAAGCUAUGUUUGAUCAAUGCAUUCAUGGACACAAAGAGCUUGUACAGGAUUAUUUUCUAUCUUUUAUUUCUCUGUCCGAGUACUUGUUGGCUUGCAAGGAGCAAAAAUCCAGGGAGUUUGGCAUGCAUAUCUAUGUUUGUCUUUUUGAGGAGUUUGCCGAUAUGUAUUCCAGACAGGAAGUUCUUGGCUCGCUAGUUACCCACGUGGGCUCUAGUGUGGGUUUUGAAGUUGGUUCUGCUUUAGAGACCUUGGCUUUGCUAGCCUCCAAAUAUGCACAGCAGUUAAUUCCUCUUUCUUCUCAUAUUAGCGGUAUUUUGGAUUACUUAGAGGGAUUUAGUGUUGAAAAUCUGCACAAGGUCUACGAGAUUUUUGGCCAUCUGGCACUUUUGGCUCGGUCUAGUGCAGAAUCUUAUGGUUCUUCCUUUGCGAAUGAACUUUUGAUGAUAGUACGCAAGCAGGUCACUCAUCCUGAUCUGAACUACAAGAAGAUGGGCCUGGUUGGAACUCUGAAGAUUGUUUCCUGUCUAGGAGAUGCAACUGAUGUUACCUGUCCAUCCCCAUCUCAAAAAUCUAAUUGUGACGAGGCACUGGAGCUCUUGAAGACUUCUUUGGAUUCUUGCAGACAGCUGCCCUUACCUUUGAUCAUGUUUUAUGACGAACUGACUGAAACGUUGGAUUGUAGAUCACUUCAUCCAACAGUUAUAGAAUGGAUUGGGAAACAUGUAGGAGAGUUUGAAUCCCUGUUUCUGUCUGAUCUUGAUGGUGGGAAUUUGGCUGUUAAGGACUCAUAUUGUGGUUUAGAAGGGGAGCUGUGGAUGAACUUGGAUGGUGAUAUAUCACCUAUUUGUCUAAACAUUUUGCCAUUGGCUUCCUGUACAUUGCAGUCUUCUUCUUCUUUACAAGUUCUUCCUGCUAACUUCCUUUUAUUAGCUGCAAUUGAAAGGUUGACAAACCAAGGAUCUCUUGGUGGAAUUGAUGCACUACUUGGCUGCCCUUUGCACCUGCCUUCAUCUAAGUAUUUAUUCGGAUCUGAGUGGAAGUCUCUGACAGGGAAGCAGAAACAGAUUAUAUGUGCGUCUCUAUAUUAUGCUGCCAAUUGGAUACGGGAACUACUCAAUGCCUUCUGUACACAAGUUACUGGGAGAUUUGAAUUUACGAGCCAGGCCACAAAGGGGGAUAUACUUUCCAAGCUAAUGAAGCGCUUGAGAAACCUUGUAUUCUUGGAAAGCAUAUUAAACAAUUGUAUUGAGAGGUGCUCUCUAUCUCUUCCUGAACUUCAUCCUUAUGCUGAUAUUUACCGAUCUUCCCUCUUAAGCCAACCUCACCAUAUGGUGAACAUUGAAAAGAAAAUUGAGCAUAAGAAAACACAUGAGGCCACCUCUCCAAGAGGCAUGAAGAAAAACAAAAAGACCUCAAAAGUAUCAACAACAUCAGAUACCAAUGGGAAACUCCGGCAGCCCACAUUAUUUGAUGUCUUGGAGAAGGCAGGAGUUCUAACAGGCCAAGAGGUGCCAAAUCAAGAAUCUUCUUGUUUAACGUCAAACAGCAGGUCAUAUGAGUCAUCAGAGAAAAAUUCUUCCGACUCUAACGAGGCUGCUGUCAUAGAAAUUUCUGCCAUUGCCAAGGCUAUCGAUGCUCAGAGAUUUAAGUUCAGACCUCUGCUGGUUCAUUGUUAUUCCAUUUUGGGGUUUGCAAAGAGUGAAGCAUCCUGUUGUGUUGAUGCUGCUGCUGAGUUACCUCUAUAUCUGUACCUUCUGCGUGAUCUUCACUACAAGCUGUAUUACUUAAAUCCUGGAAAACAAUUAUGGGGCAGAGGCUUGAGUCCUCCAGUUGGGUUCACCAGGAUGACAGUGGAUGAAUUCUUGAGCAAAGUUAAACCACUCUUUCCAAGUAUUAAGAGCCAUUUUGAUAGUGCACUUUUAGUACUUACGGAAGGUGAUGAAACUUGUGAAGAACAUUGGAAUAUUCAAUCUACUUCUGCUGGAAAUCCAGACAUUCCCAAUCUUGUACAUUCAAAAACUGCAGUUUCUACUUCAAUAUUCAAAAAAGUGCUUCAUUGUUUCAAUGCGAUAUUAAACCUUCCUCGUAUUCAGACAGACAAGCCAGCUCUCUCAUAUCUGCUAGAAGCAUUCCAGCCUACCAAGAUCCCAGAUAGUUUUUUGGAAGGGAUACAGCUUAACCUUUCCCCUGGGACUUCAGAAUAUUUAUAUUUUGGCGCUUAUUCAUUUUUUGAAGGCGUCUUGGACAUAGCAUGCUCUCUCUCUUUUAUGCUGGCGUCAGAGUCACUUUUUACUCUAGAAUCAAUUGUAUCAUCGGUCCACAAAUUCAUCAGCAAGAUGGAGGGACUUGGUAAAAACAUGCACUCAGGAUUUGUCCAGGAGGCUCUUCCUACUUUGCGCAAGAAACUUGGUAUUUCUGCCGAGAAGAUUUUAAAGCAUAGAUUUGAUGAAAAUCUUGAGAAUGGUGGGAAGUGCAAAGGGGAAAUGGUACAGAAAAUAUUGCGCAUUUACCUAGAAAAUAGAGAUUCCACUUCUGAUCGGCUGGAACAGCUAGCCUGCACUAUUUUGCCUGAGUGGACAAAGGGAGAAGAUGAUGAACAUGGUUUCCCAUCUCUAAGUUCUGGAACAUUUGUUGUGUGGUACAAGAUACUGCAUGAAGAGAACCUAACUGUUCUUAACAAAUUGGUCAAGGAAGCUGUUCUUCUGAAGAAAGCGAGAGCUGGUGCUCAACAUAACAUUAUUGAAAAACUUCUAAGCAAGCUACAACAGUCUGUAAAUGUGGUUGUGUCUUUAGUUAACCUUUGUAAAACUCACGAUAAGGUGACUUUGCAUGCCAUGGCUGUUGGGUAUGGUGGGAAGUUCAUUGAUUCCUUCAUGAAAGUUUUUGACUUCUUACAGUCCCAUUUUGAAGUUCACAGAGAGGAUAUAAUCCACUUGGUUUUAGAGCUUCAAAAGGCCACAAGAACAAUACAGACCCUAUGUUCAGAAGCAAAGGGUUUGAGGCAAACAAGCAUUACCAGAAAAAUUCCUGCUACAAAGAGAUCUAUGGAACGCCUUUUGUUCUCUGUGAAAGCUCUUCUCCACACAUCAUCAAAUGGAUGUACUUUCUGGAUGGGCAGUCUGAAGCAUAAAGACUUGAAGGGUCAGGUGGUGAGUUCCCAAGUGUAUAUGGAUACUGAGGAUGAGAAUGCUGGUGAAGAAUCAGCAGAAGCCGCUGAUAAAGAAGCAGCAGAAGCAACUGAUGAUUAUCAAGCUGAGAAUCUUGAUAGUGAGGAGGACAGAGAAACAGAAUGAGAAAUGCAUUCAGGAAAUUUAACCAUAUUGACUGGAGCCCAACCUUGUGACCUCUAAGAAUUCUCAACUUCUGAUGAUCUUGGACAACAAAUUAUAAGUGGGCAGCACAUAUUUAUCAAGUUGUAGUUCCGAGUUAACAGCAGCAGCGUACAGACAUGCAAGAUCCUCAGACACGGGUUGGAUGGAGUGAAGAGAAUCGUACCAGGAAAAGUCGGUACAAUCUAGUUUCUCCAGUUUUGGAAAUUCUAUCCCGCAUGUCAACCCCCUAACUAUAGAUAGCAUUCAUUCACAGCAGUACUUAUGCCGGGUAUAGAUAACUGUUUAGCUGGAUCUGGGUAUUCUGAAUCUUUUUGUUUAUUUGGGAUUUGAUAGAUUUUGACAAAAUGUAAUAAUAUUGUUUCUGAUAACAGAGUUUAACCUUGUAUGAAAA
This is a messenger RNA of Malus domestica (apple), 5068 nucleotides long. RefSeq lists its product as uncharacterized. Gene Ontology annotation, cellular component: nucleus; condensed chromosome. The record is from RefSeq and is a predicted model, not a curated record. NCBI's taxonomy places the organism in Eukaryota, Viridiplantae, Streptophyta, Magnoliopsida, Rosales, Rosaceae. Gene Ontology annotation, biological process: interstrand cross-link repair; mitotic intra-S DNA damage checkpoint signaling; homologous chromosome pairing at meiosis. Gene Ontology annotation, molecular function: DNA polymerase binding.